AUGAAGGAAAAAAGCAAAAACGCAGCAAGAUCCAGGAGGGAGAAAGAAAACGCGGAGUUCCUCGAGCUGGCCAAGCUGCUGCCCCUCCCCGCGGCGAUCACCUCGCAGCUCGACAAGGCCUCCGUCAUCCGGCUUACGACGAGCUAUUUGAAAAUGCGACAAGUUUUCCCUGAUGGGUUAGGAGACGCGUGGGGCGCAGCGCCCCCUCCCCCACAGCCCCGAGAGCUCUCCAUCAGGGAGCUGGGGUCGCACCUUCUCCAGACACUAGACGGCUUCAUCUUUGUGGUAGCUCCGGAUGGCAAGAUCAUGUAUAUCAGUGAGACAGCGUCAGUACAUCUUGGAUUAAGUCAGGUGGAACUGACUGGCAACUCGAUAUAUGAGUACAUUCACCAAGCGGAUCAUGAAGAAAUGAACGCGGUACUCAGUUUACAGCAUCCGCAUUCGUAUCUCGGACACCCACCACUUGGUUACCCGGUAGGGGGAACGUGGAGUCCCAACGUGGAUAUCGAGUGUGAAAGAGCGUUUUUCAUUCGUAUGAAAUGUGUCCUGGCGAAAAGGAACGCUGGUCUCACAACUUCCGGUUAUAAGGUCAUCCACUGUUCUGGAUACCUCCGCGCGAGGCGCUUCGGUGAGGGGAUGGCUCCACUGGGGCUGGUCGCGGUGGGACACUCCCUCCCCCCCUCAGCCGUCACCGAACUGAAACUGCACUCCAACAUGUUCAUGUUCAGAGCUUCUCUGGACAUGAGGCUGAUAUUCUUGGACGCUAGAGUGGCGUCACUGACCGGCUACGAACCCCAGGACCUGAUAGAGAAAACCUUGUACCACUACAUACAUGGCACUGAUGUAUUACACAUGAGAUAUUCACAUUGCACACUGCUGACGAAGGGGCAGGUGACGUCGCGCUACUACCGCUUCCUCACGAAGGCGGGCGGCUGGGUGUGGAUGCAGAGCCACGCCACCAUCGUGCACAACUCGCGCUCCUCGCGCCCGCACUGCAUCGUGUCCGUCAACUACGUGCUCAGCGAUAUAGAAGAAAAACAUCUAAUCCUGAACAUCGACCAAGGACCACCGAAGCUCAACGAAAAUCUCCCCACACCCCCCCUUACACAGAGACAAACAGACAAAGUCAACCACCCCAUAAAUGAAAACGAAUUUAGCACCGAUUCAAGCUACAACUACUCAGACUACACCCUCCCAGUUAUCCCCCCUUACGAAAACCACGAAGAAUACCAAAACGGAAGCUACCAGGAGCUCUUUUACGAAAACUAUACGGAACCGGAAGUGGUUCCAAAUAAUUACGCGUACCCGCAAAACCAAAGACCAUUUUCCGCUAGUUCGUCAUCGUGCAGUUCGAUUGAGAGUUCAGAAAUAAAUCAAUAUAAUUACACGAAUCUUAUUUCCUUUUACGGCCACACUAAUCAACAAAAUGGCCGCCAGGUUGACGGUAAUUUUGGCGGGAAUUUCGGUAAGAUGACACCGAGUCCGUCUGUGCAAGACACCGCGUAUACGAGUGUCAUAGUUGAUAACACCCAACAAUUUCAUCACAGUACUGUUAAUGAAUUUGUACAUUGAUAAAACAAAUACAUAUACAGGAGUAUAUAAUCGAGAGACAUUCAAUUAAACCACACACA
Melitaea cinxia (Glanville fritillary) is the source of this 1631-nucleotide messenger RNA. RefSeq names its product single-minded homolog 2 (gene sim). Gene Ontology annotation, molecular function: DNA-binding transcription factor activity, RNA polymerase II-specific; protein dimerization activity; RNA polymerase II transcription regulatory region sequence-specific DNA binding. The coding region runs from base 1 to 1572 and encodes 523 amino acids. Gene Ontology annotation, cellular component: nucleus; transcription regulator complex; cytoplasm. The transcript is spliced from 8 exons. The record is from RefSeq and is a predicted model, not a curated record. NCBI's taxonomy places the organism in Eukaryota, Metazoa, Arthropoda, Insecta, Lepidoptera, Nymphalidae. Gene Ontology annotation, biological process: regulation of transcription by RNA polymerase II.